Messenger RNA from Osmerus eperlanus (European smelt), 4024 nucleotides. RefSeq names its product peripheral plasma membrane protein CASK. Lineage: Eukaryota; Metazoa; Chordata; Actinopteri; Osmeriformes; Osmeridae. Gene Ontology annotation, molecular function: protein kinase activity; signaling receptor binding; ATP binding. Gene Ontology annotation, biological process: regulation of neurotransmitter secretion; intracellular protein localization; protein phosphorylation. The transcript is spliced from 19 exons. Gene Ontology annotation, cellular component: basolateral plasma membrane; plasma membrane; cell-cell junction. The coding region runs from base 966 to 2945 and encodes 659 amino acids. The record is from RefSeq and is a predicted model, not a curated record.
GUGGAAUAGCGAAUGUGGAGCAGAUUAGGAAACUGUGCCUUGAGGGACUCGGGAGGGUGGCGCCCCAAACGGCAUCUUGGCUCAAGAGGUAUUGGCAUUACCUUGGAAUCUGAGCGCAUCUACGGAGCCAUUGCGGCUCCAAGAACACCAGUUUCAUAUCCCAUAGAGGGAGGAGUCUGGCAUUUCUGGAACCGGAGGAGCAGCAGCAUCGGAGACAGUGUAAAAAAAACUGAAGAGACGGUGUCGAUAGCGGUUGUGGACUACGAUAUAAUUACAUUUCCAACUCCAAUGACACGUGAAUGGAUGGACAUUCGAUGAGUUAAAAAUGAAGGUGUUCGAUUUACGUUCGGGAAGCUGAGCUCUGCAGCCGUGUUUCAUGUGCAGGGAUAAGCCAUCUGUGUUCGCUACGUUGGCUGGGUGUGCUCUGUCAGUGCAAUAACGGAGCUAGCUGGCUAUUUCAAAUGGUGGCUAGCUAGCUAGCUAGCUAGCUAAUACAAACAGAUAACGUUAGCCAACCAUUUUAGAUAGCAAGCGAGUUAGCUUGCGUGGGAGCAAGCUGCAUAUUCGCAUAGACACGAAGAGGCAUCUUGUAGGAAUUGUCCACUAUAUUAUUUCAGCUUCUGCAAACCGGCUUGCUUUUUGUGCAAACAAGUGAAAAAUAUCCGCGCCUUCGGGUCUGUCCGUCGGAUUAGGCAACUGGGGAGAGGUAACUAGAAGGUGGGGCCGAGGACUGUCAAAACGCGCCAGGCUAAGGCUGGAAAUCCUUUGGUUUUCCCAAUUGGGAAAAUCGUUUGAAACAAUUGCAAUUGCGAGAGUCUGCAGCGGGGUAUCCUUGCAAUACUCUGUCCUGCAAGGAAGCAUAGCGCUUACAUUACACACCAAAGGCCAUUGGCUUCGCUACGCUAGCUAAAUAAAAUCUUGUGGGGUGGAUUUCACGGGGAUUGCAUCCCCGUUUGCUUUGGACCAUGGCGGACGACGAUGUGCUUUUCGAGGAUGUCUACGAGCUAUGUGAGGUGAUUGGAAAGGGUCCGUUCAGCGUGGUGCGGCGCUGUAUAAACAGGGACACGGGCCAACAGUUUGCAGUGAAGAUUGUGGAUGUGGCCAGUUUCACCUCCAGCCCUGGCCUCAGUACUGAGGACCUGAAGAGGGAAGCCAGUAUCUGCCACAUGCUGAAACACCCUCACAUCGUAGAGCUUCUGGAGACCUACAGUUCAGAUGGCAUGCUCUACAUGGUGUUUGAGUUCAUGGAUGGAGCUGACCUGUGUUUUGAGAUCGUGAAGAGGGCCGACGCUGGUUUCGUCUACAGCGAAGCGGUGGCCAGCCACUACAUGCGACAGAUCUUGGAAGCGCUGCGAUAUUGCCAUGACAACAACGUGAUCCACCGUGACGUGAAGCCACAUUGUGUGUUGCUGGCCUCGAAGGAGAACUCUGCCCCUGUCAAGCUGGGAGGGUUUGGAGUGGCCAUACAGCUGGGCGAAUCUGGCCUGGUCGCUGGAGGUCGAGUGGGCACGCCCCACUUCAUGGCUCCAGAGGUGGUGAAACGGGAGCCAUACGGGAAGCCUGUGGACGUGUGGGGCUGCGGGGUGAUCCUGUUCAUCCUGCUGUCUGGCUGCCUGCCCUUCUACGGCACCAAGGAGCGGCUGUUCGAGGCCAUCAUUAAAGGGAAAUACAAGAUGAACCCUCGCCAGUGGAGUCACAUCUCAGAGAGUGCUAAGGACCUGGUGAGACGCAUGCUGAUGCUGGACCCUGCUGAGAGGAUCACCGUGUACGAGGCCCUCAACCACCCCUGGCUCAAGGAGAGGGACAGGUACGCCUACAAGAUCCACCUGCCUGAGACUGUGGAGCAGCUGAGGAAGUUCAACGCCAGGAGGAAGCUCAAGGGAGCUGUCCUGGCUGCAGUUUCCAGCCACAAGUUCAACUCCUUCUACGGAGACCCACCAGAGGAAAUGCAUGACUUCUCAGAUGACCCUACCUCCUCAGGACUGCUAGCUGCUGAAAGAGCAGUGUCUCAGGUGCUGGACAGUCUAGAGGAGAUCCAUGCGCUGACCGACUGCAGUGAGAAAGAUCUGGAUUUCCUACACAGUGUCUUCCAGGACCAGCACCUGCACACACUGCUGGACCUCUAUGAUAAGAUCAACUCCAGGUCGUCCCCACAGAUCAGGAACCCUCCCAGCGACGGAGUCCAGAGAGCCAAAGAGGUACUGGAGACCAUCUCAUGUUACCCAGAGAACAUGGAGGCAAAGGAGCUGAGGAGGAUCUUGACACAACCCCACUUCAUGGUACUCAGAAGACUCAAACUUCUUCUCUCCUUCUCUCCAGUUUUCGACCAACUAGACCUGGUCACGUAUGAGGAGGUGGUGAAGUUGCCAGCAUUCAAGAGGAAAACCCUGGUGCUGUUGGGAGCCCAUGGAGUUGGCAGGAGACACAUUAAGAACACACUCAUCACCAAGCACCCAGACCGCUUUGCCUACCCCAUCCCGCACACCACUCGGCCGCCCAAGAAAGAUGAGGAGAACGGGAAGAACUACUACUUUGUGUCCCAUGACCAGAUGAUGCAGGACAUCAGCAACAACGACUACCUGGAGUACGGCAGCCACGAGGAUGCCAUGUACGGCACCCGGCUGGAGACCAUCCGCCAGAUCCACGCCCAGGGCAUGAUCUCCAUCUUGGAUGUGGAGCCCCAGGCCCUGAAGAUCCUGAGGACGGCGGAGUUCGCUCCGUACGUGGUGUUCAUCGCCGCGCCGACCAUCACCCCCGGGAUGAACGAGGAUGACUCCCUCCAGAGGCUCCAGAAGGAGUCCGAGACUCUUCAGAAGACCUACGCCCACUACUUCGACCAGACCAUCAUCAACAACGAGAUCGACGACACCAUCCGUCACCUGGAGGAGGCAGUGGACCUGGUCUGCACCACCGCCCAGUGGGUCCCCGUGUCCUGGGUCUACUAACGCCCCCACCGCCCGCCCCGCCCCGCCCCCCACCGCCCCCGACCCCCAAACCACUCCUGAACUUCAAUCAUCGUUAUCCUUUCUGUUUUCGGGGGAGCGGGAACCAUUCCUGUGAACUUCUUUGUGUCUUGAAAAAUAAGAAGAAGAACUAGAUGAAGAAGAUACGGCCUCGGCAAACCUAAUUCCUCCCUCGAGACUUCAGCCAUUCCUCCCCCUGCCUCCCCCCUUCCAACUGCCUCCACGGCACAUCAUAGUGUGUGUGUGUGUGUAUAUAUAUAUACAUAUAUAUAUAUAAUAGAAAAUAAUGAAUAUGGUCAUGUACUUAUAGUCGAACACAGGAGGGGUGAUAUUGUAGACAUUUUAUACUUUUUGUUUUUUGUAAUCGUUUGAGAGACUGAGUCUCGUAGAUGCGAUAGUGAGCAUGGGUGGAGAGACAGUGGGGUCCGUCCGGGUGUCUGUGUGUGUGUGUUUACCUCCUACUGCAUUUCCUGUGGUCCUGUGCCCUUUGACCCCCUAAUCACCUACUUUCUCUCUAUCCCUCCUUACUCGAUCCUUCUUUCUAUCUAUCUCUUUCCCCUUCUUCUUUUCUCUCCCUCGCUUUCUCUCUCCCUCUUUUCUCUCGAACUGUCUGAGACUUUUCGAAUCAGAAUGGCGACGUACUUCCAAGGACAGUUUCACACCUGUUGUUUGUCGUAGUGGCAACAAAUGCACAAGUUGAUGGAUAAGCACAGAAAACUCGACAGGGACUCCCCCCCCCCCCUCCUCCAUAUUUAUUACAGCACCCUUGUUUAUACCUGUCAAUCAAUUGUUGUUGAAGGAGCAUACAUGUACCCUAGCUGAGAAUCCUGUGUGACAAACCUGGCCCCCAGGUUCUCAAGAAGAGGCUCUGUGUAACCAACCUUGUCCUCUAGUACCGUACUGUGUGCCCUCCCUGGUUCUGUAGCCCUGCUCUAUUUGUUUACAUAUCAGUUUGCACAAAGGACUGUGUAGAGGACACUUCCUGUCUCCUCUCUCUCUCUCUCCACCCAUCUGUCUCUCUCUCUCUCUCCACCCAUCUGUCUCUCUCUCUCUCUCUCCAC